Molecule: messenger RNA, 5077 nt
Organism: Terrapene triunguis (Three-toed box turtle)
Lineage: Eukaryota; Metazoa; Chordata; Testudines; Emydidae
Gene: MRTFB
Product: myocardin related transcription factor B
Exons: 16
Coding region: 116-3424 (1102 amino acids)
Biological process (GO): smooth muscle cell differentiation
Source: RefSeq, a predicted model, not a curated record
CCCGCAUCCGAGAGAGAGGUCUCGGCCGCAAAGCUCGCGAGAGGACAUGUCCGCGACGGCGGCGAGAGAGGAUUCAUCAACGUGCUGUAAUUAAGAGGCCAGUUGCCUGGACACAAUGGACCACUUAGGGACAGCAGACACUGAGGAUGAUUCAGGAUCAUUAACAAAUCUUGCUCCUAGUCCUCAUAGUGAAGCAGUUGCUCAUGAAUUUCAGGAACUCUCAUUGCAGCCUAGUCAGUAUUUACCUCCCCUCACUGAACGAAAGAAUGUACUUCAGCUUAGGCUGCAGCAAAGACGGACAAGAGAACAACUGGUGGACCAGGGCAUCAUGCCACCUUUGAAAAGCCCAGCUGCAUUCCAUGAGCAGAGAAAGAGCUUGGAACGAGCCAGGACUGAAAAUUUUCUGAAGCACAAGAUUCGCAGCAGACCAGAUCGAUCAGAAUUGGUCAGAAUGCAUAUUCUGGAAGAGACAUUUGCAGAACCCUCUCUGCAGGCAACUCAGAUGAAACUGAAGAGAGCUCGGCUGGCAGAUGAUUUGAAUGAGAAGAUUGCUCAGAGGCCUGGCCCUAUGGAACUGGUGGAAAAGAACAUCCUUCCUGUAGACUCCAGUGUUAAAGAAGCAAUUAUAGCAGUUGGACAAGAGAGUUAUCCCCAAGCUUUGGAUGAUUACUCAUUUGAUGAAGACAGCAGUGACGCUUUAUCUCCAGAUCAGCCUGCUAGCCAGGAAUCCCAGGGUUCAGCAGCGUCUCCUGGUGAGCCAAAAACAAGUGACUCGCCAUCAUCAGUCACACCGAACACUACUUCUACCACACAGUAUCUCUCAUUAACCUCUGCAGUCCCUGAAUUCCUAAAGCCUGCCCCCACCACUGAGCAGCACACUACACACUCUACAACUACUACUACCACUCUGACCACAAAUACUCUAUCUGCAGCAAAGCCUGGGCCAACUUUGGUAAAGCAAAGCCACCCCAAGAACCCAAAUGACAAGCAUCGGAGCAAGAAAUGUAAAGAACCUAAGCCUAGGGUAAAGAAGUUGAAGUAUCAUCAAUAUAUCCCACCUGAUCAGAAAGGUGAGAAGAACGAGCCACAGAUGGACUCCAAUUACGCUCGUUUACUACAGCAACAGCAGCUUUUUUUGCAGCUGCAGAUCCUGAGCCAACAGCAACAACACUACAACUACCAGACAAUUCUACCUGCACCGCUCAAACCUCUCAGUGACAAACAGAACAACAACGGGAAUAUACCACUGACUACUUUGAGCAACAGCACACCUACGUCAGUAGCCUGCACACCAAGACAGAACAGUAAUAUUCCCAGCAGAAAACCAGGACCGCUUCCUUCAAGCUUGGAUGACCUGAAGGUAGCUGAACUGAAGAUGGAAUUGAAAUUAAGGGGAUUGCCAGUGUCUGGAACUAAAACAGAUCUUAUUGAGCGUCUAAAACCCUACCAAGAUUUUAAUAAUAAUAAUGGUGUCAAUACUAAUAAAGUGGUUGCAAUAACCACUUCUACUGGUGUCAUCAGUAACACGGGGGAGGUAACUGUGGCAUUCCCUGUUACAACAUUAAAUAAAUCAGUGGGGAGCUUUCCUUCAGAAACGUCGUCUUCUGGAACUGGCUUCAAAUUAGCACAUACUGAAAGCAUUAGCUCCCCUUUGCCCAUUUCACCAUCUCCUUCAGAACAAUCAAGUCUGAGCACAGAUGACACAAACAUGACAGAUACUUUCACAGAAAUGAUGAGCAUGAUGUCACCAUCCCAGUUCUUAAGCACUUCACCUCUAAGAGUGACUGUGAAUGAAGACAGUCUGAGUCAUGGCAGUGGAAGCAUUUCAAGCAUGGAGCUUGAUGCAGCAGAAAAGGACCGCAAGCUUCAAGAAAAAGAGAAGCAGAUUGAAGAGCUCAAAAGGAAACUGGAACAAGAACAGAAACUUGUGGAAGUACUGAAAAUGCAACUGGAGGUUGAAAAACGGGGUCAGCAGCAGCAGCAAUCCCAGACUCCUGUUAACUCCAUAACUACGCUGGAUCAGAAACAAUUAAAUGCUGCUAUCAAAGAUGAAAAUACUCUCACUGAUUGCUCUAGUCCAAGGCAACCAGUAUCUGUAACGAGCCAUUCUUUAGGACAGCCAGUGUCUACUGGUGGCCAGAACCUAGUUGCUAAAAAGGCUGUUGUUAUCAAACAGGAGAUACCUUUGGCCAAAGCUGAACCACAGAAUGUAAUCUCUCAAUUCUAUGUGAGUUCACAGAGGCAGCCACAAACUGCAGUUGUUGCCCAGCCUCCAGCUUUACUAACUACCCACGGAACAACACAGUUGCUACUCCCACUGUCUAUCCAAGGACCGAAUUCAGCCACUUCAGUGCAGCUACCAGUGGGCAAUAUACAGCUACAGGCUCAGUCACAAGCAGGAAUUCAGGCUUCAUCACAAGUAUCUGCGCCUGUUUCAUCUUCUGGUCUAGUUCAGACAGCACCACAGAUUCAUGGUCCACCAUCAAAACAAAAUACUGUCACCCAGUAUGUGCUUAGUCAGGCCCAACAAAUCAGAAAGGUUUUCCCAUCUAAUACAUCAAAUACAGUAUUUCCCUAUCAAAAUCCACCUGUUACAACACUACAGCAGCCUUUUAUCAAUAAGGCAUUAAACACUAGCCUUGAUGCUGGGAAGAACCAGGUUCCCUCAGUGCAAAAUGGACCCAGUAAGCCUGACUCACCACCUGAGUCCCAGCCAUAUAUCAUACAACACUCUCUAUUCAGCAAUCCAGUAACCAAGACAAAAGACCCUCCACGUUAUGAAGAGGCCAUAAAACAGACCCGCAACAUGCAGGCAUGUCAGCGAGAGAUUUCAAAUGCACACAGUCAGCAGAUGGAUGAUCUCUUUGAUAUCCUCAUUAAGAGUGGAGAGAUUUCCCUCCCUAUAAAAGAGGAACCAUCUCCCAUUUCCAAAAUGAGACCAGUUACAGCCAAUAUCACCACAAUGCCAGUGAACACAGUGGUAUCUCGCCCACCACCACAAGUCCAAAUGGCACCUCCUAUGUCUUUAGAACCAACAAACAGUUUGUCUCUAAGUUUGGAGAACCAACUUGAAGCUCUCUUGGAUGGAACUUUACCUUCAGGUAAUGAAAUUCCUCAACUAACAAGCAGUCGCGAGGACAGAGAAUCAUUUUCUCUGAUUGAAGAUCUUCAGAAUGAUCUGCUUAAUCACUCCAGCAUGCUUGAUCAUGCUCAUUCACCCAUGGAAACAGCUGACCAACAAUUCACUGCUAAUAGUUCCUGUUUAUCUCUUGACCUUCCUGACACAAAUUUAGACAAUAUGGAGUGGUUAGACAUUACCAUGCCCAAUUCCUCAUCGGGGCUUACUCCUCUGAGCUCUACUGCCCCAAGUAUGUUUUCCACUGACUUUCUAGAUCCACAAGACCUACAGCUGCACUGGGAUUAAGCUAUAGAGGUGCAGCAGAUGAAAAUUUGACUUUAUCUGUUUACAGUAUAUGUCCUUUAUGACACAAUUCUGGUUGCAAUUAAGGUAAAUUAUCACAGAAUGAUUGGGAAGGAGAAAUGCUUGAUGCUAAUUCUGCAUUUAUGUUGAAGUAUACAAGUAAGUUUCUUUACCCUUCUAUCAAUAAUGCAGAUCAGAGCCAUCUGGGAAUUAUACUUCACAGGUCAAGAGAGAAUGAUUGUAGUUAUUGAUGAAAAGUACCACCCAGAAGAAAGCAGGAAAAAAAAGUGUAUAUAGGAAAUAGCAUUGAGAUAUCUUCAUAAUGCUCAAACGAACUGCAAAACGUGUGGUCAUUUGAUUAGACUUUAAACAGAAGAAAAAUAGUGCAAUCAGAUUUCAACCUACUGUACCAAUAAAGAGUAAACAUUGUUUGAGGGAAGGUAAGAUAUCACUGCACUUGAUUGUUCCUGUGGACAGCCUGAGCCAAGAUCAAGAGGCAUUGUAAGGGCAAAGGCAACUAAAAGCACUGGCUGGUUCAGUGAAAUUUCACUUGUCUAGAGUCUUUAAAUUUGUUCAAGUUGUAUUUGUAUUUUAUUUUAUUUUCUGUGACUUUUAGAAAACUCCUCUUACUCUAUUUCAAUUUUAAAUCCUGAGGGAAGAACUUAACUGCAGCCAAAGGGAUAUUUUAAAUGUAAUUGCACACAAUCCACUGUAGCAAGGCCAGGUAUAUUGAGAACACUGAAUUUUCUAUAGCAACACUUUGGAUUUAUUAGAUAUGUGUAUAUCAGACAGUUAUUUGUAUACUUUUUACCUUUGUGACUUGUACAGCUUAUUUUUGUGGAGGCAGAGUAGCAGUGGUCACCAAACCAAUAGACUAUAGUAUUCUAAGAAUAUUUAAUAUCCAAGUUUACUUCCAUUGUUUCAGAGACUAUUUGCUAGAGACAUUCAUCUAGCCAAAUAUCUCAAAGAAUCAUUUCAGGAUAUUAAAAUGUUUACAGGACAAUACAAGAGGAGUUCCAUAUAAUUGUUGUAGGCCCUGAUCUUGCAAACAUUUAUGGACAUGAGUAUGACAUGCUGACCUCAAUUAAAAUUUUUGCAGGAUCAAGGUCAGAAUUCAUAGGAUGUACUGACAAGAUAGGCAACUUUCAUCUCUUAAGAUAGCGACAUACCAACUCCCUAACCCCUGAACAUCUUAGGUAAAAGUUGUUCAAGAGCAAUGAAAAAGUAGAAAAGCUUCAAGAUGUAAAAUUCAACACUAUUAAGGAUUAAUCCUUCAAAAAAUAGAGUAGAUGAUUGUAGCAAAAAACAGUACUUAGUUGUGGGCAUGCUGGAUUGGUGGUGAUGGGCAUGCAGUAACAAAUGACAACCCCCUAAUUUGCUCCUUGUAGAAUUUCUAACUUUUUAGAAACUAACAUGAAAAUACUUUGAAAAACAAACCAGAAUGCAAAUAGGAAUGAAAUAUUCUAGAACUCUAUUUUAUUUCUCAUACAAUAACUUUAACAGUAUUGCUGUAACUAAUACAUACAUAUUCCCACAAAAUUAAGAUUAGAAAUAAAGUAAUUUCUGGAUUGAAAAUGGGUCUCAGAUCAGAAUCAGGUUUCAGAGUAGCAGCCGUGUUAGUCUGUAUCCGCAAAAAGAACAGGAGUACUUGUGACA